AAAUUAUAUCUAGUACGAAAAUUUCUUGUUUUACAUCAUAAGUAGGUACAUACAAUAUAAUUAUUUAUUUAACAUACAUAUAAAAUGGUGGCUAUUAAAAUAAAAAUGUUUGUGACGUUGUAUGUGGCAAUAAAUAUUCUGCAAGUAUUCAAUGGAGUAUUGGCUGCGCCUCAGCAAGGGAAUAAUUAUCCAUCGUUUCCGGCUCAACCGGCUGUUGUUGGACUAGCAAAUGGAUCGGCCGGCGGAUCACCUUAUGGAUCGUUCGGUGGAUCACCUAAUGGAUUUAUCGGCGGAUCAGCUAAUGGACCGGUCGGUGGAUCACCUUAUGGAUCAGCCGGCGGAUUACCUAAUGGAUCGAUCGGCGGAUCAGCUAAUAGACCGGUCGGUGGAUCACCUAAUGGAUUGAUCGGCGGAUCAGCUAAUGGACCGGUCGGUGGAUCACCUUAUGGAUCAGCCGGCGGAUUACCUAAUGGAUUGAUCGGCGGAUCAUUUGGGGAAUCAGCUAAUGGACCGGUCGGUGGAUUAGCCGGAGUGCCGGGCGCAAAUGGCCAACAAUCGUCGAUCCCGUGGGAGAUGAUCAACCAGGCCAGGCAAAAUUUUAAGGAUACGUUAAUGGCCACUGGAGUAGGCAGAAUGGUGGACGUCAUAGAUACGGCAAACUUGGCCACGAAAUUCGUUGACAAUAGGAUGGGAGACUUCACGGAUAUAGUGCACAACACUUUUUCAAUGGCCGACAGACUGGCCAAGAGAAAAGCGCAGUACGUGGCCAACAUGAUCGAAAUGGCCGGUGGUAGUUUUGGAGGUCUCAUAAGUGGCGCGCAGUCAAUUGGAGGAGCUGGGGCUGGAGCCGUUCAAGGGGUUUACGAUGGAGCUGUGGGAACUACCGCUAACAUCGUAAGAGCUGGUGGGCGUGUAGCAGCGUUACCCUUGAAAAUGGCAAAAGGCGUGACGGGUAUCAUCGGUGGAGAGCGCAGUCAGCCAACCAAUAACCCAAUUACCAGCAGAAAAUUGAUAUCUGCAUAUUGAGUAAAAUGAUCUAACUGUUAAAUCUUGUGUCAGAUUAUCAAAUCGCAAUUAUGUAUUCGUUAACUUAAAAAAGUGUUUUCAAUUAAAACCAUUAUUGAACGAUACUA
Molecule: messenger RNA, 1133 nt
Organism: Adelges cooleyi (spruce gall adelgid)
Lineage: Eukaryota; Metazoa; Arthropoda; Insecta; Hemiptera; Adelgidae
Product: circumsporozoite protein-like
Exons: 3
Coding region: 85-1026 (313 amino acids)
Source: RefSeq, a predicted model, not a curated record